Molecule: messenger RNA, 1422 nt
Organism: Plasmodium gaboni
Lineage: Eukaryota; Apicomplexa; Aconoidasida; Haemosporida; Plasmodiidae
Product: exported protein (PHISTb)
Exons: 2
Coding region: 1-1422 (473 amino acids)
Source: RefSeq, a predicted model, not a curated record
AUGGUUUCUUAUAAUGAAUACAAGUUAUAUUUAAAUAUUCCUCGUUUAGAUAUGAAGAGAAAAAAUUAUAAAUAUAAUAUGGAUGAAGGAAUAAAUAGGAAAGGUGUAAAAUGGACAUGUUUGAUAAAUAAAACUUUUCAUUCUUGUUUUUUUAUAUGUAUUUGUGUAUUACUCCAUUUGAUGGUAUUUGGUGUUUGUAUAUACAAAGUUGAAGGAAGUGUUAAUGUUAUAGAACCUAACGCUAAUUCAACAAGAACUUUAUAUGAGAAUAAGGGAGUUGCCUAUGAGUCUAAUGUAUCAGUACAUGAUAACUUAUUAAAUAAAUUAUACGUGUCACCGACUGUUGAAAAUAAAGGUAUUAAAGAAGAUAAUGUAUUUGGAAAUAAGGACUUAAAUGGAAUUGAAUCACAUCAACAGCUUAAGGAACAUAUUAGAAGAUUUUCUACAUUAUCACAAGGUAAUUAUGGUACUAUUAAAGGUGGAUUUGGAUAUGAAUAUUCAGAACUUUAUGAUAACAUGACAGAUGAAGAAAUAGAUAAAGCUGUAAGUGAAUUAAUGGAAUAUUUAAAUAAUAGUAAAGAAAAAGUCUAUAAUUUAUGGUGGCAAAUAAUGAAGAAUGAAAAGGUUAAAUAUGUAAUGAUUAUGAAAAAUUUAUACAGUUUUUUUCUUAAAUUGAAAAAUAAAUAUAAUUUUGAUGAUACUUUUUCAGAAAAACAAUGGAAUAAAUGUAAAGAUAAAGUAAAACAAAAUAGACUAAAUUACGAAAAAGAUGUUAAUAUGACAUUUUUAAACUGGUUGAACUCAAAAAUAUUAAGAAAAGAUGAUUAUCAGAAAUUUAUAAAAGCGAAAAGAUUAAAUUGGAAAGAAUUAAGUAUUAAAACAGAAAAAGCUUGUAGAAAUGAUAUGCUUCAAGCUUUUGAUGAAGAAUUAAAUGUCCAUAAUAAAAGAUUAGGUUUAGAUUCUGUGACUGGAAAUAUUAGGAGCCAUAAAAGAAGAAAAUUUUCUAAAGAUGAUGAUGUAGACAAAAAGGACGAUGGUUGUUAUUAUACACCAUCUAAUGAACGUUAUAAAGAUUGUAUUAGAACAUCUGAUUAUAUUGAUGCACAUGAUUCUGAUGCUCUUGUAGAAGAUGAAGAAACUAAGGAAAAAAGUAUUUCGAAGGAAUCCCUUAAAAAAGAAGAAGAUAUUGUAGAGGAUGAAAUUGCUUCAAAAGAUUCAAGUGUUUCAGAAGAAUCAAGCGAUUCAAGAUAUACAAUUCUAUCUGCUGAUUCUGCAGAAUAUAUGGAAUCAGAUAUUUUAUCAGUUUUGGAUGUACCAGAUGUAAAUGGUCCUGUUUCUGCACGUAGUGUAUAUAUGGAGGCAUAUACACCAGAACCUAAGGAAAUGUUAUAUCGCCCAAAGGUGAGAUAUGUGACCAUAUAA